Messenger RNA from Pocillopora meandrina, 1460 nucleotides. The record is from the annotation of a GenBank genome assembly. Lineage: Eukaryota; Metazoa; Cnidaria; Anthozoa; Scleractinia; Pocilloporidae.
AUGGAGCUGUAUGGUUGCUCAGCAGGUAUGAUUGUUGUCUUACAUGAACUUAUUUGGCACUGAAAAAUGGAUAGAUGAAAUACAUGUUUUGAUUAUAACCAGUAUAAUGCUGAAAUGGAUAUAACAAGAAACUGUAGAUUGUUAGAUACUACAUUAUGAGAUGCGUAGAACAUUUCUGCUUGAUCCAAAUUUUGUCUAAUUUUUAAUUUUUGCUAGAACUGUAUGUACCUACCCUCAAACUUACCUACCUACCUCAGUACAUAAACACAUACACAUAAACUGUUCUUUUACCUUCUUUAUUUCUGUAAAGAAUGUUCGGCACCUCUUGGUUUGAAGAGUGGACGCAUUAAAGACGCUCAGGUCACUGCAUCUUCAGAAUGGGAUAGAAAUCAUGCAGCAAUUCAGGGAAGAUUGAACUUCAAGGCUGGUGGUGGCAAGCAAGGAGGAUGGUCAGCAGGGAAGAAUAAUGGAAAUCAAUGGAUACAGGUGGCUCUUGGCAGUUACACCAAAUUAACAAGUAUAGCAACACAGGGAAGGAAUGCUCACAGCCAGUGGGUAACAGCAUACAAACUGCAGUACAGUGAAGAUGGAGUGAACUUUUACUACUAUAAAGUACCAGGACAGAGUUCACCUAAGGUAAAUGUAGAAGCAGUUACUUGGUUUAAAACUGUUAAAAACAUAUCUGUAUGUCUGCACAGUAUAGACUGAGGUAACAGUUAUAAUAUGUUGCAAGUAUUUCAUAAUUAAGUCAUCUGCAAAUACCAAGGAGCUAAGCCCCUGAUCAUGCAUUCUACUAUGGAAAAAGUUGAUUAUGCCACAUAUCUAGCCUGGCAUUCAAAGUUUGAGUUUCUUGAUUAUCUCUUGCAUAUUUACAGCUAGUGCAAUCAACAUGUUAUAAUUUUAAAUGUAAGUCUAAACUACCUUUUAAAAUGGCAUGACUGUGGCAACUGAUUAUUAAUUUUACUUGUAUGUAUUUGUAGGUAUUCAAAGGAAAUGAAGACAGAGACAACAUUGUUUAUCACCAGUUAAACCCACCCAUCAAAGCUCGCUACAUCAAACUUCGACUAACAGCAUGGUAUGGUCAUAUAUCACUAAGGAUGGAGCUGUAUGGUUGCUCAGCAGGUAUAAUUGUUGUCUUACAUGAACUUAUUUGGCACUGAAAAAUGGAAGGGUGAAACACAUGUUUUGAUUAUAGCCAGUAUAAUGCUAAAAUGGAUAUAACAAGAAACUGUAGAUUGUUAGAUGCUACAUAUGACAUACAGUCUAAAGAAUUUCUGCUUAAUCCAAAUUUUGGGUAACUUUUUAAUUUUUACUAGAACUGUAUAUACCUACCCUCAAACAUACCUACAUACCUCAGUACAUAAACACAUACACAUAAACUGUUCUUUUACCUUUUGUAAUUCUGUAAAGAAUGUUUGGCACCUCUUGGUUUGGAGAGUGGACGCAUUGAAGACGCUUAG